Mollisia scopiformis is the source of this 725-nucleotide messenger RNA. RefSeq names its product ribosomal protein 60S. The record is from RefSeq and is a predicted model, not a curated record. The transcript has 5 exons. Gene Ontology annotation, molecular function: ribonucleoprotein complex binding; structural constituent of ribosome; protein kinase activator activity. Lineage: Eukaryota; Fungi; Ascomycota; Leotiomycetes; Helotiales; Mollisiaceae. Gene Ontology annotation, cellular component: ribosome; cytosolic large ribosomal subunit. Gene Ontology annotation, biological process: translational elongation; cytoplasmic translation. Bases 290 to 625 code for a protein of 111 amino acids.
AAUCCCCAGAUCUCAAUCGUCUUCAAGGAGGAUCAAAAUAUGUAAAUAUUCAAAGUUUCCGUCAGAUAUGACAUCUCCCCGCAGCUUAUCGGAUCUCGAGCGGGGCUAAGCUAGGUUGCAAGGGUCUAACGUCGUAAGCUCGGAAUUGCUGUCAGGUGAUCGGCUACGGGCCACACGAAAGGCACAACGAAUUUUUGAAAUAGCACUUGAAUUUCGCGACGACUUACUUCAAAGUUCCUACACGAGAAAGUAAAACUUACGACAACACAGUCACCUGUUGAUUCUCAAAAUGUCGAACGCUGAGCUCGCAACCUCCUACGCGGCUUUGAUCCUCGCCGAUGACGGUGUUGAUGUCACUGCCGACAAAUUACAAACUCUCAUCAAGGCUGCCAAGAUAGAAGAUGUUGAGCCCAUCUGGUGCUCUCUUUUCGCCAAGGCUCUCGAGGGCAAGGAUGUCAAGGACUUGCUGUUGAACGUCGGAUCUGGUGGUGGAGCCGCCGCUGCGCCAGCUGCUGGUGGAGCUGCUGCAGGAGGUGCCGCUGCUGCUGAGGAGACCAAGGAGGAAGAAAAGGAAGAGGCCAAGGAGGAGUCAGACGAGGAUAUGGGUUUCGGUCUCUUCGACUAAGCGCGCUUCUUCAACUUUCCUGUCUGUACUUCAAAUGCAUGGCCACGGUUUUCUCGGUGCAACAUUUGGCUGGUCACUGGUCGAGUAGCUUUCCAUAGAU